Fusarium odoratissimum NRRL 54006 is the source of this 864-nucleotide messenger RNA. RefSeq lists its product as uncharacterized. The transcript is spliced from 2 exons. NCBI's taxonomy places the organism in Eukaryota, Fungi, Ascomycota, Sordariomycetes, Hypocreales, Nectriaceae. The coding region runs from base 1 to 864 and encodes 287 amino acids. The record is from RefSeq and is a predicted model, not a curated record.
AUGGCUCUACCUGAAGAAACCAAGCGCCGAGGUAGUUGGGUUCCCACGCGGAGAAAACCAGAAUGUCCUCUUAAAAUCUCAAUCGAUAAACACUUUGAAGCUAAGAUCUACACCUCGGGCUUAACAGUGGCAGGAACCGUAUCAUUCAUGCCACAGACGAACCUAACCUUUGAUACCUUUGAGAUAACCUUUACCGGCGCUGCAUCAUCCCUUGUCCAAAUAUUUCAUCAGGGAACAAUGCCCAAGUCAGGUCACCAAUUUCUCCUCCUCAGAAUGCCAAUUGCCGAAACCGCUCUUCCAGCCUCAGGUAAACUCCAAGCUAGACAGACUUACGAGGAGCACGACGACAUGGCCGUUCACACGGUUGGCAUCCAAUAUGCGAUUGAGGCGCGAGCAUUGCUCAAAGCAGAUAAGAGAGGCAAAUCACCCACUUUAGAGAGGUGUCAUCCUGUCAGAGUAAUGGCGUUUCUCCCGGAACAGCCACCCUUGCACAUUGUCCCCGGAAGUGCUCGGUUCAUGCUAUCCCAAGAGAAGUCAAUUCGGAAGGAUAUACUCUCAUCCAAACUCGGCUAUAUCAGGGCAUCUGCGAGACAACUAAAGCCUGUUAUCAUCUUAGUAAAUAAGCUGCAUCUAUCAAACUGCCAACUGAGCAUCAAUCUUAAAUUCUGGCCCACUUCCAAAAAGGCAGCACCUCCCGAGAUAUGCGGAAAGUCAGCUGCUAUCAAGGCAUCGACGUACUAUUCCACAGGUCACAUUAGCUUCUCACCGGAUCAACACAACAAUCCCAGCGUGACGCCCAACCCAAUCUUGAGUUUCGUCCUUGAUGAAAACGCGAUAAUAAAUCAAGCACCAAUGUUGGUCUAG